Molecule: messenger RNA, 1233 nt
Organism: Osmia lignaria (orchard mason bee)
Lineage: Eukaryota; Metazoa; Arthropoda; Insecta; Hymenoptera; Megachilidae
Product: alpha-2-macroglobulin receptor-associated protein
Biological process (GO): regulation of receptor-mediated endocytosis
Cellular component (GO): endomembrane system; endoplasmic reticulum
Molecular function (GO): heparin binding; low-density lipoprotein particle receptor binding; receptor antagonist activity
Source: RefSeq, a predicted model, not a curated record
GUAUGAAGUCUUUUAAUCCGCAUUUAAAAAAAGAAUGGCAUUGUUAACUAGUACCUGUUGUUCAAUAUUUUUGUGUGCAUUGUUAUUUGAUAUAAGUUUAGCUCUUAACAAAUAUUCCUCUGAAGCAAAUAAAGGUAAAUAUGAAGAUCCUUUAGAGUUUCCAACCUCUCUUCGUGAGCUGGAUAAACCAUUUCGUAUGGCAAAAUUAAAUAUUCUUUGGGUAAAAGCGAAAAAUCGUUUAACAGAUCCAAAGUUGCAAUCCAUAUUCAGUGAUUUGAAAAUUCAUGACAAAGAAGAAAUUGCGUACAAGCAUUUCAAAUCUGAUGGCAAAGAUCCAAAUGGUGAAGAAGAAGCACGUUUAAGAAAGAAACUUAUUGGGAUUAUGAGCACUUAUGGAUUAUUGGAGCAUUUUGAUGAUACAGAGAAUCCAGAACUAUUAAAAAAACAUAAAGCAUUAAAUGAUGGCAGUAAUUAUAUUGCCAAAGAUGUUUUUAAAGAUAAAAAAUUGAACAAAUUAUGGGCUAAAGCUGAACUAGCAGGUUUUACACAUGAAGAAUUGGAAACUUUAAAGGAUGAGUUUCAACAUCAUCAAGAUAAAGUAGAUGAAUACAUGAGCCUUCUGAAAGAUGUGGAAGCAGGGGAUACAGAAAUACAUGAAAAUAGCUUGCAUCAUAAACCAGAAAGUUGGAAUGUCAUUGAAGAAGAAGAAGAAAAGGAUUCUAAUGAUGUGCCUGGAAAAAAGUUAGAUUAUUUAGGAAAGGCAGCUUUGCUAAGGGAAAGGCAUUUGGAAAUCAGAAGCGAUUUUGAUCGUUUAGAUCGAUUAACUGCUAAAGGUCCAAAUCACAGAGAAUUUAUAGAACCUAAAGUACAAGGUUUAUGGCGAGUUGUAUUGGAAAGUUCAUUUUCACCAGAAGAACGUGCUUCUUUGAAGGAGGAACUUCUACAUUAUGAAGGUAGACUACUUAAAUUACGGCAUUUACAUACGGAAGCUGCUUUAGAAGCUGCACGUCAAGGGAAGCCUUAUAAUUUAGAUAAUUCUACUAUGGAACAACACAUUAAAAAGCAUGCUAGAACGGUUCAAAAGCUUCACGCGGGAAUCGAAGCAAAAAUAAUGCAGAGACACUCUGAACUUUAAUACAUAUCAAAGAUAAUUAACAAUUUUUGUAAUAAUUAAAGGGUUACCUUGGAAAAAUAUUCCUAAUAAAGGUAUAAGAAAAAUCUACAUAGAUCAAA